CAAUGGAAUUACUGAAAUCAGCAAUGAAACUAAUAACGCAUAAAUUCCGUUAGGAGCGCUAGGUGAAAACUUUUCUACGGUGAAGUAUUCGGUUUGAUAUCUCAACGCCGUUGCGGCGUUUUUUGAGCAUUUUUUGGAGUAUUAUUGCGAUCAUUGAUCAAGUUUGCGACAAUUCUUUUAAUUUUGGACUCCACUUUCCAUGUUUUUCAUGUCUUAUCGUAGAAUAUAAUGUGAAUUUUUACCUACCACUUAUUAAUAGAAAGUUAGUUAUUGAAAACACUCAACAAUGGGUGAAUUAAACGCCACUGAUAACACCGAAAAAGGAAAAUCAAAAUCCAAAAUUCCGGCUCCUACGGUUGAUCAGAUAAUAUCAGAUCGAAUUACUCAGUUGGCGAAUCAGUAUUGGGCUCCGUACACUGCUGGAAUGCACUUACCUUUCAGUGCUGAAAUUGUCGAAGAUGUAUAUUUUAAAGAAAUUGUCCAGUCAAGGUUUUCAAUCAGAAGAGUGAUGAUGUUAGAAUUCAGUCAGUAUUUAGAAAAUUAUCUAUGGCCGAAUUACAAAACGAAUGAAUCAUCAUUUGCUCACAUGAUGUCCAUUGUUUGUAUGCUAAAUGAGAAAUUUCGUGAACGUGUUCCUGCUUGGGAAGCCAUGAAAAAAGAUCGAGAACACUUCCCAGGAUUUUUCAAACACGUCCUCGAAUCGUGUAUAUCAGAUAAUCCAAAACAAUCUCUAGUAGAAAACACCUUGUUGAUAGUAUUUUUAACGCAUAGCUUCAAUAGUAUGGAAGAAGAUAUGAUCCGAGAUCAAGUGAAAAAAUUAGUCUCUUUAUCAAUGUGGAGUUCAUUACAACAAAACCGUAGAGAACACGAAUUCAAGCAUAAUUCCAAAUGGCAUAAAUACUGGAAGUAUAUGAGAAAAUUAGAAAGCAAAGCUUCGCCCGAAGAAAAGAAAAAACUAGAAUGGGAAAAAACAUUUCUACAUCGAUUAAUAUUGAAAUUUCUAAACAUCUUGGAAAGUAUUCCUGAAGAAGGUGAUGUUCCUGUCGAAAAAAUCCAUUAUUGCGAACGAUUUUUGGAACUAAUGAUCGAUUUAGAAGCCUUGAUGGGAACUCGUAGAUUUUUCAACACCGUUUUAGAUGAUUGUCAUUUAGUGGUACGAUGUAGAUUAGCACCUUUAACAAGACGACCCGACGGGAAUUUAUUCGUUCAACUUUUAGAAAUGCUGAAAUUUUACGCCAAAUUUGAAAUCAACGACGUGUCCGGCGAUCCCUUAACUGAUCACGACAUGAUGCAACUCCAUUAUUCCAGAAUAGUGUCCUUGAAAUACGCCGUUUUUGCUAAAUUCCCUGAGCUUCGAAAAUUCGCUUUAGCCACUGUUGCCAAUACUGAUACCAGAGAUGCGCUUAUGGAACAUUUUAAAGCUUUAAGCGAAGAAAAGUUACAAGAGAUUGCUAUUUACUUGAAUCUAAUCCCUCCUACUGAGAGAAGAGCAAUUGAGAACUGGUUCAGAUUAGAUUCGUCUUUCCUAUUGGAACUUUUGAUCUCCAGACACGAAAGAAGGCCUUCUCAAUUGGAAGCGCUUAAUUCAAUGCCUUUAUAUCCGACCGAAGAUAUUAUCUGGAAUGAGAAUAUAGUCCCGACAGAGUAUUUCUCCGGAGAUGGAUGCUUGGCUCUUCCAAAACUCAACAUACAGUUUUUAACGUUGCAUGAUUAUUUGCUGAGGAAUUUCAACUUAUUUCGAUUGGAAUCCACUUAUGAAAUUAGACAAGAUAUAGAAUACUCAUUGAUGAGAUUAACUCCAUGGAAAGCCGAAGAUGGAGGAGCAUAUUUUGGAACCCGUACCAGAAUGGCUCAACCUAUCACUAAUUUUACGGUAGUGGAAGUAUUGAAACCGAAAAUAGGUGAAAAGCAACCAGCUCGAGUCAAAGCAGACGUUACUCUUCAGCUAAACCUAAAACCAUCAAUAAAAUCAGAAUGGGAAGGCUUACGUAAACACGACGUUUGUUUUCUGUUGACCGUGAAGCCACCUUUACCAAUAGGAACGCCUUUGACGUACAAUAAAGCAUUUUUGGAGCAAACUGGUCUCACUUAUGUGAGAGGAUGCGAAGUAGAAGGAAUGCUUGAUCAAAAUGGUCGAGUUAUUGAAGAUGGUCCUGAUCCUAAACCAGAAAUACCUGGAGAUACUCGCACGUAUAGAUUACUUUUAGAUCAGAAUCAGUAUCGUAUUGACAUGGAUAGUGUUGCUGAAGGAAACGAAGAUGUGUAUGAAACGUUUAAUGUGAUAAUGCGAAGAGCGCCGAAAGAAAAUAAUUUCAAAGCUGUAUUAGAAACUAUUAGAACAUUGAUGAAUACAGAAUGUGUCGUUCCUGAUUGGAUUCACGAUAUUAUUUUAGGCUAUGGUGAUCCUAGCUCGGCACAUUAUAGCCAAAUGCCGAAUGAAAUACCGAUAUUGGAUUUCAACGAUACGUUUUUAGAUAUGGAUCAUCUAAGAAAUAGUUUCCCAGAUUACGAAAUUGGUGUCAAAGUAAAUGAUCCCAGAAAGCUAGUGCCACCGUUUAGAAUAACCUUCAAACAAGCUGUCCUCAAGAAAAAGAAAGAAUCCGGUGAUGAAGACGUCAGCGAGGAAGAGCUAAAUAAAAAAUCCAUCUCGGUAGAACCUUACGUCAUUCCAAGUCGAGGACCUUAUCAUUUUAACGAACCGAAAAAAAAUACGGUCCCUUUCACUGCCACUCAAGUCGAAGCGAUCCGUUCCGGAAUGCAGCCUGGUCUCACUGUGGUAGUAGGUCCUCCUGGUACUGGUAAAACGGACGUAGCUGUACAAAUUAUUUCGAAUAUCUAUCACAAUUUUCCCAGUCAAAGAACGUUAAUCGUAACACAUUCUAAUCAAGCCCUGAAUCAGUUAUUUGAAAAAAUCAUGAUGUUAGAUAUCGACGAAAGACAUUUGUUACGUUUGGGUCAUGGUGAAGAAGCUCUUGAAACAGAAAAAGACUUCAGCCGAUAUGGACGAGUCAACUACGUGUUGUCAAAACGAUUAGAGUUACUCAACGAAGUAAAAAGACUACAGCACAGUUUAGAUGUGCCAGGAGAAGAUAUGCAUACUUGUGAAACCGCCGGUCACUUUUUCCUAUACCAAAUACUCGCUCGAUGGGAGAAAUUUUUAUCGGUUGUAAAACCUGAAAAAGAAAAGAUUGUCCCUGUCGAUGUUAUUCAACAAGAGUUUCCAUUCCAUGGUUUCUUCGAAGAUGCUCCUAAACCGUUAUUCAAAGGUAAAAGCUAUGAGGAAGAUUUGGAAAUUGCAGAAGGCUGUUUUAGGUAUUUAGAAAAAAUAUUCACCCAAUUGGAAGAAUUCCGAGCAUUCGAAUUACUGCGCAGUGGUCUCGAUCGGUCUAAAUAUUUACUCGUGAAAGAAGCUAAAAUUAUAGCGAUGACUUGUACUCACGCAGCUUUGAAAAGACAGGAUCUGGUCGACUUAGGUUUCAAAUACGAUAAUAUCCUUAUGGAAGAAGCAGCUCAAAUUCUUGAAAUUGAAACCUUCAUACCUCUUUUGCUUCAAAAUCCCGAAGAUGGAUUUAAUCGGCUGAAACGUUGGAUAAUGAUCGGAGAUCAUCACCAGUUACCACCGGUUAUUAAAAAUAUGGCUUUUCAAAAGUAUUCCAACAUGGAGCAGUCUUUGUUUACGAGAAUUGUUCGAUUAGGAGUUCCUACAAUUGAUUUAGAUUGUCAAGGUCGUGCUCGGUCAAGUAUUUGCAAUCUGUACAAUUGGAGAUACAAGAAGUUAGGAAAUCUCAGCCAUGUUGAAAGAAUGCCCGAAUAUCAAUUGGCUAAUGCCGGAUUCCAGUUCGAAUUCCAGUUAAUUAACGUUGAAGAUUUCGAAGGAGCUGGCGAAAGUGAACCGAAACCUUUCUUCUAUCAGAAUUUGGCCGAAGCUGAAUAUUGUGUAGCUUUAUUCAUGUACAUGCAUUUGAUUGGUUAUCCUGCGCACAAGAUUUCCAUCUUGACCACGUACAAUGGUCAAAAACAAAUGAUUCGUGAAAUUAUACAGCAACGUUGCGGCUCUAAUCCUCUUAUUGGACAACCGCAUAAGAUCACUACUGUAGAUAAAUUCCAAGGUCAGCAAAAUGACUACAUCAUAUUGUCGCUAGUCCGAUCCAAAGCCGUUGGUCAUUUAAGAGAUAUUAGAAGAUUGGUCGUAGCGAUGUCAAGAGCUCGUCUAGGAUUGUAUAUAUUUGGUAGAAUCGCCUUGUUUAAAAAUUGUUUCGAGUUGACGCCAGCUUUCAACCAGUUAAUGAUGAGACCACCGAAACUGCAUAUUCAUCCGGAAGAAAUAUACCCUACUCACAGACCGUUGAACGUACCAUUCCCCAAUCCUCCGUAUAUUAUCGAAGAUAUGUCUCAAAUGUCAUUCUUUGUAUAUGAUUUCUACAUGAAGAAGGUGCAAUCCUUGAAGCAAACUUAUUAUGACCAAUACCCGAAACCAGGAACCAUCAACGCAUCGGCUCCCGAUCAUAAUAUUCCCAUUCACCCGGGCGGUGAUAGAGACUCAGAUAGCGAAGAUGAAGGAGAGCAAACGGCUAAUACGAGUCCAAUAGAGGAUCCUGAAAUGGAAGAAGAAGCAGAGGAAGAAGAUUCAGAAAAUAUUCCAGCUAACACGGAGGAAAUGGAAUGCAGCGAAAUGGAUGACAGAACGCAAGUCAAGUCAGAUCUCAACACGAUUCCUGAUAAUCCAUUCGAAGUAGAAGAUAGCGAGAUGGAAGAUAGAACGAACCACCCUCCAAUCUCCGGAUCACAAGAUCAAGAUUCGGAAUAAUUUUAACGCCAUUUUCUCUCUCUUUUUAGAAUUUAAUACCAUAAUUGUGAAUACAUGCAUUUUUUACUUAAA
Molecule: messenger RNA, 4879 nt
Organism: Planococcus citri (citrus mealybug)
Lineage: Eukaryota; Metazoa; Arthropoda; Insecta; Hemiptera; Pseudococcidae
Product: RNA helicase aquarius
Exons: 27
Coding region: 287-4807 (1506 amino acids)
Biological process (GO): mRNA splicing, via spliceosome
Cellular component (GO): catalytic step 2 spliceosome
Molecular function (GO): helicase activity; mRNA binding
Source: RefSeq, a predicted model, not a curated record